AGUAUGCAUAGUCGGUGGCGGCGGGUGUGUAGUGUAACGAGUUUUAUUGAAUUUUUGGCAAGCGGAAAAUUUAUUUCUUAAAAACAAUUUAAUUGUAAAGAAUGUCAGCCAAUCAAUGUUCUGAGAAACCUUAUCGUUUGCGUUUCCUCGCAUAAACCUUCAAGCAAUCUCACAAAAUAAUACAAAUGACAAGUUGAAGCGCUAUCUAUCUACAGUCUCUACACAUUAAAAGUGACACCUAGCAAAAUCAACAAUAAUACAAAAAAAUCAAAAGAAAAUUAAGAAGAAAAGUGAAUAAACCCGCAAGCAAGAACAACAAACUAAUAAAGAAAAAUAAAUAUAGGUACCUAUCUACCAGCUAGCAGCUAUAGCUACACUUUGGGUACCAAUUCAGAACCAACCAACAAAGUUCGUGUUGCUGUUGGUUGGGUUUUCGGUUUUCCUGCCUCGACUCGAUUUCGAUUUGAUACUUAUUUUGUCCAUGCGUCCGCUCCGCCUGCUGCGUUCGGUUGGAAUUUCUUGUCUAUAAGUAUAAUUUGUUUGCCUAAGCUGAAGCUCCUGCUCCAUCAUAAUUCGCCCAUAUCCCCCAAUUCCGAUUCUUUUGUGUCUUGAUGUUCGGUUCGCUUAGUUCUUAGAAGAAUUUGCUUCAUUUUCUCUUAUAGCUGCUAUUCUUUCGGAUUUGAAAAUACAAAAAAAAAGAAAAUAAAUUAUUUGCUUGGUGGAAUUGCUUGUUGUGAAAUAUCAAAAAAUUGUGACAACUUCUACUUUCAAAAUUCAACAAUAACAAAGUGUUCCCAUUUUGUGUGUUUCGUUUUUCUUUUCUUAUAAUUUUGUAUAAACAUUGCGCCAACAAAAAUCAAUCGUAUUCUGAUUCUCCUGUUUACAUUUUGUUUAAGUGGAAAUCAAUAAGUAAACCUAUGUACAUACAUUUAUACAAACCUAUAUUAUAAAGAACAAGUGUACCUAAUUGAAAAACUUUAAAAAUAAAACAUUUCUGAACUCCCGGUCCCCCCUUUUUGCUCUUCAACUUAACUUCUUUUUCUGUGGAUUGUGGGCAUUUUUGCUGGGCCACAGCCACCCCCCAUUUGUAUCCAUAUCCAUGUCCAUGGAAAAAUAGCAAACAACUUCAUUUUUGCAGUUGAACUUUAAAAACUCGUGUUUGUUUGUGGAAAUUGUGGCAGUGGCACUAACGACGCUCGCAGUUAUUAAAUAAUAUUUUAUUAAUACGAAAAUAAACAGAAUUAAACCAUUGCAAUAAUUCAACUUUAAACCUGUCAACAAGCAGAACAUAAAAGUCAGGCAGAUCAGAUUUGGAUAAUAUAUAAUUUCAUUUUAAAUCAAAUAAGAAAAAGAAUCUAAAACAAAAUUCCCAGCUACUUGUUGGAAUUAAUAAAGAAAUGCAAACAACAGACAAAAAUAAAAUAAUAUUAAAUCUUAAAUUGUUUUAAAACAAAGAAUGACAACCACAUAAUAUAGUCAAUUUUUGUUCUCCGUUGCGUUUAAACAAAAAGUGAAAAAUAUCUGCAAAUCAGAAUGACAAGUCCUGACGGAAGAAUUGUGACUCAUGGGGAGUCCUUAGACCUAACAAAACACUCACGUAGUUUCAAAUGCAACGAAGAGAAUCCUUUUCUGAAAGCUAAGGAUAUGGCACGCGAUUCCGCAAUAGCUCGCGAUCGAAUGAUAGUAGUACCUGGUAGUUUGUCGUUAGAUAUAAAUUCAACAGGCAAUCAGCCUCCUGCAGCACCAGCUGAUAUAAAUCAAGAAAUUCUGGAGAACUCCCCUGUCAUAUUUCAGUUGAAGAAGGAACAAGAAAUGCAAAAACAAAUGCUCAUACACUCGUUUCAAGAACAAAAGAAGCAACUCGAGCUACAACAUAAACUGCAACUGGAACACAAAUAUCAGUUUGCGGCGCACUCACAUGGCGUAUUCCAGGAAUUGCGAGAUCAAAAAAUUGCAGCUGAGGAACAACAACAACGGGAACGUCGCGAACGUGAACGCGAAGCAAUGAAACGUAAAGAAAAUUGCAGUGCCAAUGCAAGCCCAGAAGUUAAACAAAUUUUAAUGUGUUUUUUGAUGAACAAAAAGCAAGCGGCUUCUUCUAAUGGCAUGACAGCGUCACCUUACUCCAAAAGAGGCGUUGUUAAAAGUUCUUCAGGUGAAUCUUUGCCGGCUGGUACGGUAACAAGUUCACAUCCGUACAAAAUUCCUCAACCGCCCUCAACUAUUGUUAAAUAUGAUUCCGAUUUUCCAUUAAGAAAAACAGCAUCCGAGCCGAAUCUGCUGAAAUUACGCCUCAAACAAAGUGUAAUCGAUCGCAAAGCCAGGAUUGGUCCCUCAGCUGCCCGACGGCAGGAAAGACAUCUCCAAGCAAUUCAAAGACGCCAGGCAAAGCACAAUUCAACAUUAGCAAACUGCAACAGUACACCAGAUUCUGGACCUAAUUCACCGCCAUCGCUUGUGACUGGCGGUAGUCGAGGCUCUCCUACAAGCCAACCGAUUCAAGAGGAAAACGAGGAUGUCGCUCAAUAUCAGUCUGGCCCACGGAGUAGUAUUAACGAUUUGUCCCUCUUCAGUUCGCCAUCCAUGCCGAAUAUAUCUUUGGGACGACCGCAUUUACCAAACGCGCAUACACCUACCGCUGCUAAUUAUGCCAUGUUAACUGCUUUGCGACAACAAGCAGCUGCUGCUCAACCUAUGAUUGGUGCUGGUGCUCCAACUUAUUACAAUCCCUUGCCGCCCUACGAUCAUCAUCAUUCAGCAGCAACUAGCAGUACUACUGGAAUACCACCACCAUCAACAAGAUCCAACGUAUCGGCGUCAUCGUCUUCGGGAUCAAUUGAAAUGCCGCCGCAAGCACAUGCUGCCAAUACACCCAUGACGAGUGUGUCAAUGGGUAUGCAUCCUCUUCCUUUGUAUGGCCAACCAAUUACAGAUGUCCAGGUUGCCCAUGCUAGGCUCAAUAAGCAGGGUCAUCGACCAUUGGGACGCACACAAUCGGCUCCACUGCCAUUAGGACACCCAAUGUUGACGGGGACGGGACAAGUUAAUAUUGCACAGACUCAUUACGAGAAUAGUGAUGCGGAACGUCAAGCUUAUGAGCAACAACAUAUGUUACUUACGCAGAAAAUCCGACAAACUGUUCUCACCCGCAGCGGUCGUGAUCAACAGCAACAACAACACCAGCAGCACCAACAACUGAAGGAAGCCGAAGAAUCCACCAACGAAGUGAUAGAUCUAACCGAUAAAAAACAACCGCCCAAGACUGUAUUGGCCAACUCUGUGAUAACCAGUACAUCUCAAAGAAGUAUACCUGAAGAGACGGCCCUGGAAGCUGCUCUCAAAUCAAAAAUGCGCGACCAAGAGUACCUACAGCAACAGAGGGAACUGCUGUAUAUGCAUUCAUUGCAGGUCGACGAUGCCGUGGCACGUGGUUUAAUCCGUCCUCUAUCGCGGACAUUGUCCAGCCCGCUGGUGCAUCUAGGACCACACGGUCUUAGUCAAAUUCCCGACACUGGACAACACAUACAGCCGAUUGUGACUUCCUCCUCUGCCGAUCAUAUUCCACCGGUCAAUCUAAGUAUGCCACAUCGACGUCAUGUGAUCGAGAGUCCGCACAAAAUCACAACGGGGCUGGCAUUUGACAAUUUAAUGCUGAAGCACGCCUGCGUUUGUGGUAACAAUUCGUCACAUCCAGAGCAUAGUGGACGUUUGCAAAGUGUUUGGGCUAGACUAAUAGAAACUGGUCUGGCGAACAGAUGUGAUCGUCUUCGAUCGCGAAAAGCUACACAAGAGGAAUUACAAACCGUUCACUCAGAGGCUCAUGCUUUGCUAUUCGGUUCGAAUCAACUGAAUCGGCAAAAGCUUGAAAUAACUCCUUCUGUUAGCUUUGUAAGGCUGGGAUGUGGCGGAGUGGGUGUGGAUCUUGACACGACGUGGAAUGAACACCAUACUGCUGCAGCGGCUCGAAUGGCAGCCGGUUGUGUGAUUGAUUUGGCAUUUAAAACAGCUAAAGGUGACCUGAAGAAUGGCUUCGCGGUAGUUCGUCCUCCUGGCCAUCAUGCUGAAUCCAAUCUUGCAAUGGGUUUCUGUUUUUUCAACUCAGUCGCUAUUGCGGCAAAGAUAUUACGUCAGCGUUUACCUUCAGAAAUGAAAAAAAUAUUAAUUGUCGACUGGGAUGUACAUCAUGGGAAUGGAACUCAACAAGCGUUUUAUGAUACCCCCAAUGUUUUGUAUCUUUCAAUCCAUAGACAUGACGAUGGAAAUUUCUUUCCUGGAACUGGUGGGCCAACAGAGUGUGGAACUGGAGCUGGAGCUGGCUUUAAUGUGAAUGUAUCCUGGUCAGGUGCACUCAAUCCACCACUAGGGGAUGCCGAAUAUUUAGCUGCAUUCCGUACUGUUGUCAUGCCCAUUGCUCGGGAAUUCAAUCCGGAUAUUGUUCUUGUGUCAGCGGGCUUCGAUGCUGCCGCGGGACAUCCUGCGCCAUUGGGUGGUUAUUUAGUGUCGCCAGCUUGUUUUGGUUACAUGACAAGAGAAUUAAUGCAAUUGGCUGGUGGAAAGAUUGUGCUUGCCUUAGAAGGAGGUUAUGACUUGCCAGCGAUAUGUGACUCAGCUCAAGAAUGUGUCCGGGCUUUGUUGGGCGAUGAAACAGCAGCAAUAGCAGAAACAGAGUUAUCGCGACCACCAUGUCAAAAUGCAGUAGACACAUUGCAAAAAACUAUUGCUAUACAGAUGUCCCAUUGGCCUUGUGUACGUCGUUCAGCACAUACAGUUGCCAUGUCAGCUAUGCAGGCUCUUCGAACUGAACGAGAAGAAUCCGAGACUGUUACAGCUAUGGCUGGGCUUUCAAUGCAACCUCCAAACAGGGCCUUAUCGCGAGGUGAAUCUGAAGAACCCAUGGAGCAAGAUGAUGCAAAGUAAACUUUGUUGGCAAUUGUAUCGUACAAACAUUACACUUCUUUAUACAAAAUCAUCAGAAGUAAUCGAAAAAUAAUAAAAUAAUUUUGUGUAUGUUGUGUUUGUGGCCCAAAGGAUAGGAUCGAACGCGUUGUUAUAUCCUUCCUCCCUCCACGAACACAAUAAAGUUUUUUUGGGAAAAAAUAUUCUCCUCAACUCAACAUUGUGGUAGCAGCAUUUAGCAGCAUCGCAAAAUGAUCAUGGAGAAUCAAAUAAUUAGUCAGAAGGACUACAAUUUAUAUUAAAAAACAAAAAAGGAUCAUUUUAAUUGAUUUUUGGAAAGAGAUACGGAUGAACAAAAGUAAAACAAUAUUUUACCUCCGUCCUAUUUCUAAUGACAAGAAUACUCGUUGUUAUUAAACAAAAUUUUCUCAAACUGAGAAGAUACAAUUUUUUAGAAGAAAAUGAAAAAAAAAAAACAAAUGUCACACUUUUAAUUUUAUCAAAAAGCUAAUUUUUUUGCUUGUGAAUUAAAUUGUCAAAUGGUGUACAUUUUUGGUGCUUUAAUGUUCUCUUUUGAUACAAUAAUAUGGUGCAUCACAUUUAAAAAAAAAAAAAUUAAUGAAUUUAAAAAUUAAAAAAAAAAAAAAAAUUGUACAUACAUACUUAUAAUUUAAAUUUAUUACUCUCUCACACUCUCUAUCUCUCUCUUUGUUCUCUGGUCAUUCUUUUCUAUCUCAUAAAGUAGCUAAAUGAUUCAGUGGAUAACUAAAAUAUUAAAUAUUUAGAUAGCUAAUUUAAAACAAAACAAAAUAAAAUAAUUUAACAAACAAACAAAAAAAAAAA
Molecule: messenger RNA, 5739 nt
Organism: Eupeodes corollae
Lineage: Eukaryota; Metazoa; Arthropoda; Insecta; Diptera; Syrphidae
Gene: HDAC4
Product: histone deacetylase 4
Exons: 15
Coding region: 1534-4917 (1127 amino acids)
Biological process (GO): chromatin organization; negative regulation of transcription by RNA polymerase II
Cellular component (GO): histone deacetylase complex
Molecular function (GO): histone deacetylase activity
Source: RefSeq, a predicted model, not a curated record